AUGUCCCCCGUCCCCUCCCCGUCCUCCUCCUCGUCUACGCAGCCCAUCCCCCGCGAUGACUCUCCGAUCGCCAUCGGCCAGCAUGUGCGUUUCGACGCCGACUGCGUGCUUAUCCCCGACCCAAGCCCGGUCUCGCGCAUGCCCCGCCUUGUGACCAAGUCUUAUUCCGUUCCGCUCUGGAGGAAGCGCGGCCAGGAUCCGUCGUCCGUGUCAGACUCCGAGCUCGAUCGCGAGGACGAGCAUGUCGUGCUGAAGGUCUCCGUGCCCAGCAUCGCAAUCAAGUCACGCUCACCAUCAAGGUCGGAGGCAGCUCAGCAGCCGCUGGUGCCGUGCAUAGUAUACCACGAUCAUGAUUGCCACCCGGUUUGCGCGAGAGGACACCGUCGGCAGGCGUCGUUGCCCUCUACUCCGCGAUUGGAUGUUGUCACUGUCCCUCUACGCCCCUGCUGUCCGAAUUGCUACCACAUCACUGAAGAGUGUCUCCGCGAGGGCUCAGCAUGGGAGGAAAAGUUCACGCGUGGUGCGCGGCGCUUGCGGGCGUCAAGUGCCGACGCUCGUCCUGCGCAUUCUAGCCAGACGUUGUUCGACACGAUACCGGGCUUCGACUCGAUCAUAGCUGUGGAUGAGGUGGACAAGCGUCGUAGAGCUCGCGUUAAUGAGAAAUCGCUCUCCACGUCAAUACCCGAGUUCGAUCUGCACAGCGACGACGAGGAACUUCUGCUUCCCUCAUUAGCACACAGGGCCGCGACUAUGCGACGCGCUCUCGGUAAAUCACGUCGCAGCGCAAGGUUGGACCAUACAGCUGAGCUGAAAUUGGCUGCCACGAGAGCCCAGGCAAGCACCGUAUUCUCGCCAGUCACGCCGCCUGAUUCUCCUCUAUAUGGUGAAGGCCACCACGCGCUUCACCUCGAGAUGGGCGAGAGUCCGCCCCUUGAUCUGCCGCUUCAUGAUCCGAGGGAGGAUCAGAAACUACCACCGCCACCGCCACCAAUCCUCCCCUCUUACUCCAACUGUACGAACGGUUCGAUGCCAAAUCUCCUCUCAAAUACCCUUCCUCGCUCUAGAUCCUCGACUCCGAGCGUGUCACCGAUACCUGGCGCUAUAUUCCCUCACUUUUCAUCUAUAUCGACACCUGUGCACAUGCACCUGCUUGGGCGCCCUUCGCUGGACCACAUGCACACCGGAUCGGUGGGCAGGCGGCGGCCACAUCUACACCUGCCGGGCCCGGGGUCGUUUUUCAAGGUCUCUGCGGAAAUUCUGAAGGGCGUCAGCAUGAGCGGGGGCGCACCGCUCUCGGUGUGA
Messenger RNA from Laetiporus sulphureus 93-53, 1302 nucleotides. RefSeq lists its product as uncharacterized. Bases 1 to 1302 code for a protein of 433 amino acids. The transcript is spliced from 2 exons. NCBI's taxonomy places the organism in Eukaryota, Fungi, Basidiomycota, Agaricomycetes, Polyporales, Laetiporaceae. The record is from RefSeq and is a predicted model, not a curated record.